AUGCCACGCCAAAAAGUCUACUUUGGGCCGUACGUCCUCCUCCAGACGCUCGGCGAGGGCGAGUUCGGCAAGGUCAAGCUCGGCGUGCACGGCGAGCGGUGGGGCGAGGACGUCGCCAUCAAGUUGAUCAAGCGCGGCAACGUCGACACGGCCCAACGCGGCGAGAAGGUCAGGAGGGAGAUCGAGGUCCUCAAGAUGGUGCGGCACCCCAACAUCGUGCGCCUGUACGACGUGAUCGAGACGGAAAAGUACAUUGGCAUCGUCCUCGAGUACGCGUCGGGCGGCGAGCUGUUCGACCACAUCCUCGCGCACCGGUACCUCAAGGAGCGGGACGCGUCGCGUCUCUUUGCCCAGCUCGUGUCGGGCGUGUCGUACCUGCACGCCAAGGGCGUCGUCCACCGCGACCUCAAGCUCGAGAACCUGCUCCUCGACCGCAACCGCAACGUCAUCAUCACCGACUUUGGGUUCGCCAACCGGUUCAACGACGCGCGCGCCGACCUCAUGGCGACCUCGUGCGGCUCGCCGUGCUACGCCGCGCCCGAGCUCGUCGUGUCCGAGGGCAAGUACGUCGGGACGGCCGUCGACGUGUGGUCGUGCGGCGUCAUCCUGUACGCCAUGCUCGCCGGGUACCUGCCGUACGACGACGACCCGCUCAACCCGGACGGCGACAACAUCAACCUCCUGUACCGCUACAUCCUGUCGACGCCCCUCACCUUCCCCGACUGGAUCACG
Molecule: messenger RNA, 732 nt
Organism: Rhodotorula graminis WP1
Lineage: Eukaryota; Fungi; Basidiomycota; Microbotryomycetes; Sporidiobolales; Sporidiobolaceae
Exons: 3
Biological process (GO): intracellular signal transduction; protein phosphorylation; microtubule cytoskeleton organization
Cellular component (GO): cytoplasm
Molecular function (GO): ATP binding; protein serine/threonine kinase activity; tau-protein kinase activity
Source: RefSeq, a predicted model, not a curated record